Molecule: messenger RNA, 1224 nt
Organism: Ilex paraguariensis (yerba mate)
Lineage: Eukaryota; Viridiplantae; Streptophyta; Magnoliopsida; Aquifoliales; Aquifoliaceae
Source: the annotation of a GenBank genome assembly
AUGUCAGGGCCAGAUGUGGAGAGCAGGGGAGGCAAAAACAGAGGAAGCAAACACGAUGUGAUCGAGGACAGGGAGACUCAUUGGACUUCAUGGUUGAUCCCGAUGAUCGUUGUGGCCAACGUUGCCAUGUUUGUUGUUGUUAUGUACGUCAACAAUUGUCCCAAACACAAUUUGGGUGUUGAAGGCAAGUGCGAGGCAAGGUUUCUUGGGAGGUUUUCGUUUGAGCCUCUAAAAGAGAAUCCUCUGUUUGGUCCUUCCUCGUCCACUUUGGAGAAAUUGGGAGCUCUUCAGUGGAACAAAGUGGUGCAUAAGCAUCAAGAAUGGAGGCUUAUUACUUGUAUCUGGUUACACGCUGGUAUUAUUCAUCUGAUCGUAAAUAUGCUGAGCCUCGUUUUUAUUGGCGUCCGCCUUGAACAGCAAUUUGGUUUUGUGCGGAUUGGAAUUAUAUACUUGUUAUCGGGAUUUGGUGGGAGCAUACUUUCCUCUUUAUUUGUCCGAAAUAGCAUCUCUGUUGGUGCUUCUGGUGCUCUUUUUGGGCUUCUUGGAGCAAUGCUUUCAGAGCUUCUUACAAACUGGACUAUUUAUACCAAUAAGGCUGCGGCACUGAUAACAUUUUUGAUCAUUGUUGCUAUCAACAUAGCUGUUGGGAUCCUGCCACAUGUUGAUAAUUUUGCCCAUAUUGGUGGAUUCUUGACGGGAUUUCUCCUUGGCUUUAUCUUGCUAGCUCGUCCCCAGUUUGGGUGGAUGGUGGGUCGGAAUCAGCCAGCUGAUGUUAGAGUCAAAUCCAAAUACAAGGCUUACCAGUAUGUGUUGUGGUUGGUUUCUCUGAUUCUGGUGGUUGCAGGGUCUGGGAGUGAGCAAUUCAACGAGAUGGGGAGUCACAAAGCUGCAGUUAUAGUCACUGGAAUGUUGAUGUUCCUAUCAGGGUUUGCAUCCGCGUCAGCUGACGCUGUGGAUUGCACCACCGUGACGUCGCUCAUCUCUGCAUGUUCCACCUUCGUCACUUACGGUUCGCCAGACCCGAUUCCUGGAUCACCAUGCUGUGUCGCCGUGAUGAGCCUCAAUAACAUUGCCAACACCAUUGAGAAUAUCCGGUUCAUGUGUAGAUGCAUAAUGGGCCUCAUUACUACAUACAAUCCUAAUGCCACUGCCAUAGCCACUUUACCUGGCUUCUGUGGAGUUUCUCUAGGCUUUACCAUUGACCCCAACACUGACUGUGAUUAG